AUGGCGGCCGCGGCGGUUGUGGCGGAGGAGGCGGGCCAGAGCGCCCCGUCCCCCUUCUCGGACGCCACGGACGCCACCAUCGACGCCGCGGGGGCGAUGGCCCCAGACACCGAGCCGGCGAGUCCUGCCAGCACCAGCGGCGGUGCUUUCGACGACUUCGGCGCCUCUGGCUCGCACAGGCUGGCAAGCCGCGUGUCCGCCGAGGAGCUGCUGGCCGCGUCGGAGGGCCUGGCGGCCGCCUCGGGCGACGUGCGAGGUGCUCCCCGCAGGCGCGACGGCGAGGACGGGCUGCCGUCGGCGAGGCACCCUGCCGAUGCGGGCGCGGACAUGAGCAGCUCCUCCUACUUCGGGACCCACGUGAAGCGCCCGCCCCCCGCCACGGACCGCGCGGCGCCGGAGCGGGGCGCCGCGGCGCAGAGGGCGAGCCCAGCGCUGGUGCAGGACCCGUUCCCGAAGGCCAGGGAGGCGGUGCUAAUGGACAGGCUCGCUGACGCCUCCCACGAGGUGUGGGGGCUGCGUAGCGCGGUGGGCGAGGCCAUGGGGCGUACGCAGGUGCGCCCCCUGGAGGUUCAGCAGAUCCUGCAGGCCGCAGAGGGCGUGCUGGCGCGCACGCGCCUGUCGGAGGCGGAGCUGGAGCAGGUAGGCUGGCCGUCUCAGGCGAUCCGCCAGAUGCGGGAUGCCUUGUCCUGUCUUGAGGUCUGGGAGCGUUGCGAGGAGGGCGCGAAGCAGGCCAUUGCCAACGAGCAGGCGGCCCUCCCAGCGCUGACCGGUGCGCUCGAGCAGGUCAUGGCCGGGUGGUGCCAGCUCUGCCGGCUGCAGGGGGGCGCCCUGAGGCUGGACGUGGGCCUCGAGAGGCGUGCCACGUCCGCGGGGCCCAUGGUGUCCGCCCUGCUGGACAAGGCGAUGGGCCUCCUGCGGGGGGCGCCGGACGUCGUGGCGGCGAGGCGGCUGGAGGCGCUGCUGCAGCGCGGCACCAGGCAGAGGGAGCUGCAGGGCUUCAGCGUCGCGAUCGGCGCGGCCCAGCACCUGCAGGAGAUCGGGGACCUGGCCAGCGGGAUCUCCGCAGAGGCGGUCGGCUCUCGGCCUGGGCAGGCCCGCGGCGCGCGGCUGGCGGUGCCGGAGCUGCUGUGGAAGGCCGUCAUGGACGGCGACUCGCGCACGGUCCAGGCGGUGAUCCAGCACGGCGGGUUGGUGUCUGGGCGCGCCGAGGACCCGCAGGGCCACACGGUCUUCUGGGAUGCCUUGGCGUUCCAGCGGGUGGACGUGGCCCUGCUGCUCCUCCGGCACUUUCCGCCCGGCACGUCGUACGGCGUGUGCCUCGGGGAGCAGCACCAGCGGAGCGGCAAUUCCCUGCUGCACUUGGCAGCCGGGCUUGCGAAUUUCACGUCGAAUGCCGAGGCGCUCUUUGCCGCUUUGUUCGACCAGGUUCCGGACGGACUGAAGGCACACAGGAAUAAGCGAGGACAGACGAUCGCCCACACCGCGGCUUCGCGCCCGAACUUCUGGGUCCUCCGCUUCCUCGCAGCGCGCAGCUUCGACUCGCUCCUCGUCGCCGAGGACAACGAGGGUCUGACUCCAUGCCAGAUGCUGGAGAGCGCCAUGGACAGCCUGGGCGUGCCGGAUCUGCUCCAGCCUCUGGACGCCUCCGCAUCGCGCAUGCCCUCGUGGUGCCCGCUCCGCUCCUUCCAGCCGCUCGCCGCAGGCCAGCGGCCGCCGCUCUCCGACGCGGUCGUGACCGUCGACGACGCGGCCCGUGGCCGGGUCGACUUCCACGUGCACCCAUCGUCCUGGCCACGAGCUCCACCGUGUGGCACCGGGUGCUGCUCGGCGCAGCGCUGCCAGAUGGUGCGGGAGGCGCGAGCAGUGCCGUCCUGCUGGCGCUGGACGACCAGCAGUGCAGCAGCGCCGAGGUGGCGCUGUUCGCCCUGCGCUUCCUGUACACGGGAGACACGGACUGCCCCUUCAGGGGCGACCCGAGCAUGUUGUUGCAGCUGCUGCGCCUCUGCGCGUCGUGUGGGCUGCCGGCGCCCCUGUCCGCGGUGGCGCUGGACGCGCUGUGCCAGCACGUCGACGUGCCCGAGGUGGCGAGGGAGCUGCUGCGCACGGUCUUCCCCGCGGGCGCGGCCAGGGUGCACGUGCCUGUGUCGCACCGCGCGCACGUCGCCCGCUGCCUCAUCUGCAGGGACGCCGUCUGGCAGGCUGCGGAGGAGGACGACCGCCCGAGGCUCCUCGAGGAGGCCCUCGCCUCGCUGGAGCAGGCGUGGGCGGCGCGCCAGGAGCGCCACGCGUGGUCGCAGGCCGCGGCGUCCGUUGCCAUGGUUGCCAGCGGCCAGUUAG
Messenger RNA from Prorocentrum cordatum, 2337 nucleotides. NCBI's taxonomy places the organism in Eukaryota, Dinophyceae, Prorocentrales, Prorocentraceae. The record is from the annotation of a GenBank genome assembly.